This is a messenger RNA of Fopius arisanus, 849 nucleotides long. RefSeq lists its product as uncharacterized. The record is from RefSeq and is a predicted model, not a curated record. The annotation marks the transcript as partial. The transcript has a single exon. Lineage: Eukaryota; Metazoa; Arthropoda; Insecta; Hymenoptera; Braconidae.
AUGUCGCCAGCUGAGAAACUGGUGAGGCUAAAGGAAGCUCUCCAGGGUCCACCAGCGGAGCACAUCUCCUCUUUCACGGCCACAGACGCCAAUUUUGAGAAAGCUUGGGAGAAACUUCAACGCCACCAUGAAAAUCCACGAUUAAUUGCAGGGCAUCUCUUCAACAGGGUGCUCAACUUGCCAACGAUGGCCAAGGGAGAUGUCAAGGCAAUGAUAAACAACGCUCACAUUGCAAGAGAAACAGUGGAUCAGGUCAUCAACAGAGCUGGGAUACCAAAAGAAAAUUUGGGUGAACAAUUUGUCUUCCACCUGCUUAAACGCUCCAUGGAGGCGGACACACGCACCACAUGGGAGCAAAAGCUGGGUGCAUCAACGAACUUCGUCCCCCUGCAAGAGCUGGUCAACUUCCUGGAGUCAACUGCCAGAGGCAUGACUCCAGAUGAUCAACAAGAUUCACCGAAACGAAAAGUGAACCCAACGCCACAAGUGAAACCAACACAACGGGCACGUGCACAUCAUGUGGCUGAGACAUCAGCCCCUCAACGCAACGACACUCAGCAAUCCAGACCUGCUGAUUGCUGCGCAUACUGCAGGGACAGGCACUCCAUAGGAAAGUGCCCAGGAUUCCAAAACCUUCCAGCAAACAAACGAUUGGAAUACAUCACAGGCAUGCGUCUGUGCUUCAACUGUUUCGGCACGCACACGGUGGCAAAAUGCAAGUGCAGCAAGGCUUGCUUUAAAUGCCAACAACGCCAUCACACGAUGCUGCAUCUGGACCAGGAGAGGAGUGAAGCCAGCACCUCAUCCAACAACGCUCCAGAGGCACCAGCAACGAGGGAGGAAUCAGGU